Messenger RNA from [Candida] anglica, 998 nucleotides. The record is from the annotation of a GenBank genome assembly. Lineage: Eukaryota; Fungi; Ascomycota; Pichiomycetes; Serinales; Debaryomycetaceae.
AUGGUGUUCAAGUUCACUAUUGAUAAUGUCAUAAAUCAAUAUUUACCGUCCAACCAAGUGUCAAGGCUUCCAAAACCAAUAGCGAGAUUUUUGGGGAAACAUUCGACAAGGCCGGUUGCAGAUUACUGGAUAUGGAUAGAGAUUUGUGUUGCAUCCUUCUGUGGUAUUGCUCUUCUAGAAGGGGUGUUCAAAAGUCAUACAGUAUUUCAAAACCAUAAUGCCCCUAUGAUUAUUGCCAGUUAUGGUGCCAGUGCCAUUCUUUGUUUCAAUGCCAUUGGUGCACCAUUGGCACAACCAAGAAAUGUCUUGAUGGGCCAAAUAAUAUCUUCCAUAGUCGGGGUAUGUAUCCAGAAACUUUUCCUGUUAUCGGAAGGUGGUAGGGCUAACUAUUGGGCUAGUGGAGCAUUGAGUGUUGGGGUAUCAUCUACUCUUAUGAGUAUUUUCAACUGUGUUCAUCCACCGGCUGGUGCAUCUGCUCUCCUCCCAUCAAUAGAUGAACAGAUUAGAGAUAUGAGCUGGUGGUAUUUGCCUAUGCAGAUUGUAUCUUCAGUGUUGAUAGUCUUCGUAGCACUUAUUACUGGAAACAUUAUUAGAACAUAUCCUUCUUACUGGUGGUCUCCAUCACCUUUGGGUAAGAAUCAAGGACAACAAGAAUCUGUUGAGGAGCCAAAAUCAGACACUUCGAGUGAACGAGAAGGGGUUACGUUAAUCCCAGGAUUGAAAUCAAUUGAAUUAUCGACGACUUCAAUUUUGGUUCCAGAAGAAGUAGACCUCUCUGAACUUGAAAUUGAGUGGCUCUGUACUCUUCAAAAUAGAUUGAAAGGCCCUCUUCCAGUAUAAAGCGAACAUAAUUGGGAGCUUUAAUGGAAGCUAGGGAUUAAAUAACUUUUAAAAGAAAAGAAUACUUUCACAUAUUCCAAUCACAUGCUUCACCAAGUCUAUAUUCUUAAAUAUUCAACAACUACUAAUAACAAACGAUAAUUAAAAAACAUACUUAU